Ceratosolen solmsi marchali is the source of this 1389-nucleotide messenger RNA. RefSeq names its product coiled-coil domain-containing protein 186 (gene Golgin104). Gene Ontology annotation, biological process: vesicle cytoskeletal trafficking. The transcript is spliced from 4 exons. The annotation marks the transcript as partial. Gene Ontology annotation, cellular component: trans-Golgi network. Gene Ontology annotation, molecular function: small GTPase binding. The record is from RefSeq and is a predicted model, not a curated record. NCBI's taxonomy places the organism in Eukaryota, Metazoa, Arthropoda, Insecta, Hymenoptera, Agaonidae.
AUAAAUGAGUUAGAGAUAAAAUUAAAUUAUAUUAAUUGUAAUACAGCAAUUUGUGGAAUGUGUCCAAAACUAAAGGAAAGUUUACAAUCAAUGACAGAAAAAUACAAUAGUAUUACACAAAAAUGUUCGGCAUUUCAAACAGAGAAAGAAAGAAUGGUUAUGAAAUAUGCAACAAGUGAAAAGCAUGUGAUCGAAGCUCAAAGGUUUGCAAAAUUAACAGAAAAGAAAUAUCACGAUGCUUUAAAGGAAACUGCAAUAUUACAGAAAAAAAUUCAAAAAGCUCAUGAUAGCAUUGUGAAACUUACUAGUGAAGUGAAUUUAAAAUCGUCAGAAAUAGUGCAAUUACGGAAUGAUAAUGAACGUUACAAAAGUAACGAUAAUGUAAAAGAUCUUCAACUUAAAUGUAGCCAGAAUAAAUUAAAAAAUAUUACAGAUACACAUAAAGAGGCACAGAUAAAAUUAAACGAGUCACUGACAAAAAAUUCUGAAUUAACUAAUGAGUGUGAGCAGCUAAAAUCUCAAAUAAAAAAUUUAUUAAUUAAAGCACAACAUUUUGAAGAAAAUAAAGUAACAAUUCUAGAUCAACAACUUAAAGAACAACAAGCUCGUCUAAUUUUAGAACGGCAUAUUGCUGAAGAUUCAGAAAGUUCUCGCGUAAAACUUCAAAAAGAAUUUGAUUUGUUAUUAGAUAGACAGCGCUUUUCAGAUAAUGAAAAUAGCUUACUUAUUACGCAAAUCCGUAAUUUAGAAAAAGAAUGUAUAGAUUAUAAAUCCAAAUGUAAUAUUUUAAAUACAUCUUUUCAAAAAGCUAAUACAGAAAUUCAAACCUUGAAAAAUGAAGUAGCUCAAAUGGAAAUAAUAAAUAAGUGUAUACCAAGCAAAGAACAAAAAAUUUGUGCAAUUGAAGCAGAAUUACAACGUCUUUAUACUGAAAAACAAGAAUUUCUAUCCGACAUAGAAGCAUAUCGACAACGAGAAAUACAUAUGCUUGAUUUUACUCAAAAGCUUACCGAUAAAAAUGUACAACUUCAAUGUGAAUUUACAAAUAUGCAAAAUAAGAUUCGUUUUCUGGAAAAUAAUCAAAAACCUUUAAAUAAAGCCAUUAAUAAAUUUGUUUCUGAAGUAAAAAAUUUAGAAUAUACUUUAUCUUGUGAAGAAAUAAAACGAAUUCAGGAAUGUGAAAUCUUAUCAAAAUAUAUAGCUGAACAAGCAUUUUAUAUCGAAAAACUUUUUUAUCGAUUGGAAGAUUUAGAAGGAGAAAACGUAAUACUUCGUAAAAGAUAUGAUUUAACUAUUAGGGAAAUGACUCGAGAAUUAAAUUUAUAUCACACAAAAGUAAAGAACGCAAAUUUUUUAAAUUCUAAUUCAUCGCUGGAAAAUAACAUUGAU